Messenger RNA from Durio zibethinus, 1788 nucleotides. Its product is annotated as F-box/kelch-repeat protein At1g16250-like. NCBI's taxonomy places the organism in Eukaryota, Viridiplantae, Streptophyta, Magnoliopsida, Malvales, Malvaceae. Gene Ontology annotation, molecular function: protein binding. The record is from RefSeq and is a predicted model, not a curated record.
UUGUUUUUUUUUUUUUUUUUUGUCUUUAGUUGUUUAUGUCGGUCGGGUUUUUGAAGCAUGGAAUCUGUUGAAGAACCUCUUAUUCCUGGACUGCCCGAUGAUUUGGCUUUGAGAUGUCUGGCCAAGUUGUCACAUGGUUAUUAUGGAGUGCUUGAAGCUGUCUCAAAGAGGUGGAAAGAUUUGGUUCGAAGCAGUGAGUAUGCGAGUUAUAAAGCUAAUAAAGGAUGGUGUGGUGAUUGGUUAUUUGUUGUCACUGAACGUUCCAAUAACCAGUGGAUUGCCUAUGAUCGCGACGCUGAUCGAUGGCGUCCCUUGCCAAAGAUUCCAACUGACUAUGAAGGCUUACAGCAUUUUGGAUUUUCGUGUGUGUGUGUCCGCAAUCGGCUCCUUGUGAUUGGUGGCUCUCAUGCUCCUCUUAAUACUGCUUAUCCCCGUCAAACGCCUGAGAUAACAAAUGCUGUUCUGCAGUUUGAUCCAUUUAAGAAUCAGUGGACCAGAUUAACGAGCAUGCAAACACCACGAUCUCAUUUUGCAUGCUGUGUUAUGUCUGGGAAGGUUUAUGUUGCUGGAGGGCGCAACUUAUCUUACCCCCAAGGGCUUUCUCUUGCUGAGGUUUAUGAUCCAAUAAGUGAUCGGUGGGAGGAAGUGCCAGAAAUGCCCAACCCGCAAAUGGACUGCCUAGGUGUAUCAUACAAAAGUAAAUUUCAUGUAUUAAGUGACCAGGUAGGCUUGGCAGAGCACAAUCCAUCUGAAAUUUUUGAUCCAUCAAAUAAAGCAUGGGCCACAGUUGACGACAUAUGGCCUUUCUCAAGGGCAAUGCAAUUUGCAGUUCAGGUGAUGGGGAAUGAUAAAGUUUAUACCGUGGUGGAUUGGGGGGAGAGCUUGAUUAAAGCAAGAGAUUCUAGAAGAGGAGUGUGGUACAAUGUUGGUGCUGUUCCUCCAAUUGUUUUUCCUGAUAACGCCCGAGAACUCGAGGCCUUUGGUUAUGGUUUUGCUGCACUGAAAAAUGAAUUAUAUGUUCUUGGGGGAAAGGUUCUCAAGUGGGAAGAUUCAGGAGCUGGGAUGUUUGACGUCGUGAGGUUAGCUGGAGUUAGAGUUUGUGAUCCUUUACAGAGGCCAUUAAACUGGAGGGAAAUCAGGCCCAUGUGUAGGCCAUCAGCUGGCACUAUCCUAGGCUGUGCCUCCAUGGAAGAAGAAGCUCUUCUUGACCAGGAAAAAUGUACUCAUUAGAACCAAACAGUCUUAACCACAGCGCAGGGCAUCUGAAAUUUGAAGUCUUCUGCAGCAGCAUCACAUAUCUCUCAAUGGCAAACUUGCUGUUAGAAAAAGAAAAAAAAGAAAGAAAGAAAUCUUAUUGGCGACAUAUAUUUCAUUAGAACCCCUACAGUUAUGUCUCAAGUAACCUAUUUCCUUCAUAGUACUUGAAUAAAAGAAGUUUGUCUAGCUCUGCUAUAUUUUAUUAGGUGGAUUUGUUAUUUUUGAUGUUAUUUCUAGAGGAAGAAUGGAGUUGAAAUGCAUUAGGAGUGUAUUACAAUUUUUAUUGAUCAUCUCUUUUUUUUUUUCCAAACUUCCAAUUAGUCUGUUGAAGAUGGCAUGCAAAACUUGUAAUCCAGUUAUUCAUAGCCUGCAAAGCUUGCUCUAUGGCUGCCAUGGAUUUCACAAGGGCAAAAGCCAGCAUUACUAGUGCAUAACAGAUUAUUUAUAAAAAAAAGAGAAAAAGAAAGAGAAAAAACAGAGACAAGAGGUGGAGAACAUGUACGACAUGUAGUAAGAUGUACUUUGCCAAAG